CACUUGCUUAGCCCAGACAAGCUGAUUUGCAAAUAAUAAUGUAAUCGAGGCAGUAUAGUUCUUUUUGUUUGUAGGUGUUUCUUGGCGCCAAAUUCCCAAAUUAUAAGUGCAUAGUGUCCAAUGGCGACGUAAUAGUAUAUUUCUGUUAAAUUUAUCAUAGGCAUACAUUAAAACAAAGCGUCUCACGCAAUCCGAGUGCAUUAUUCGUCAACAUAAAUUGCACAAAAAACUGCGCGCAUAAAACUGGUUUGAUUCAAUCCGAUUUGCCAUCUAUUGUGAAAUUUAGCAGCCACAAUAUGGAAUCGUUUCUUAGUCUUUUUGAUCCAAACCAGCCGGACGAUGGCUUCGAUGAGGAACAGGAGCUAAAUGGCAACAGCAGCGGCAGCAGCGAGUAUGAGGUGGAUGCCAAUGUCAAUGGUAGCAAAAACAAGGCCAGCAAAACCAAGACCAGGAAAAACAACAACAACAUCAACAACAGCGGCAGCAACAACAACAACAACAACAGCAACAACAUAACCAACAGCAAUCUAAUCAUUGACUUUGAGCAGGGCGCCCUGCCGCCUGAGCCACAGCUGGGCAAUGUAGAGUAUAAGCUCAAGUUGGUCAAUCCGUCGAAGCAGCGUUUCGAGCAUUUGGUCACGCAAAUGAAAUGGCGUCUGCGCGAGGGUCACGGCGAGGCGAUCUACGAGAUUGGUGUUUCGGAUGCGGGCCAUCUGCAGGGCCUUAGCGAGAAGGAUAUGAACGCAUCUCUGACUACGCUCAAGCAAAUGGCUCAUCAUUUGGGCGCCAGCACAUCCGUGCUCAGGAGCAAGACAGUUGCCGGUCGGCGAUCCGUUGCCGAGGUGCUGGUCCGCAAGAUACCCGACGAUCAGCACAACAUCGAAGUGCGCGUGGCGGUUUUGGGUGGCGCCGAUGCAGGCAAAUCCACGCUGCUGGGUGUGCUCACCCAGGACGAACUGGACAAUGGACAUGGACGCGCACGCCUAAAUAUGUUUCGGCACAUGCACGAGAUUCAAUCAGGUCGCACUUCUUGCAUCUCGCAUGAAACUCUAGGAUUCGACGCCUUGGGCAAUGUGGUCAACUACAAAUACAAUGAAAUGAUGACGGCCGAGGAGAUAAGCGAUCGCUCAACAAAGCUGGUCACCUUCAUGGACCUGGCUGGCCAUCGACGCUACAUGCGCACCACGGUUCAGGCGCUGAGCGGCUACUCGCCUCACUAUGCCAUGCUUGUGGUGUCCGCUGGCAGCGGCUGCAAUGACACCACCGAGGAGCAUCUGGCCAUAGUGCGCGCCCUUGACAUGCCCUUCUUUAUAUUGAUUACCAAAACGGAUAUUACAUCGCCGGAUGCCACAGUGCAGGAGCUGCGCACACUGCUCACAAAUAUUGGCUGCCGCAAGGUGCCGUUUCUGGUCACCGACACGGAUGAGGCUAUAUCAGCUGGCUCGAAUCAGCAAUCUGAGAAUAUUGUGCCCAUAUUUUGUGUCUCAAAUGUGACUGGAACUGGACUGAAUCUGGUCACCAAAUUUCUGUACGUGCUCUCGCCGGGCAUCAGCAAUGCCGAAAAGGAUCGUCUCGAGCUAGAGCCUUGCGAGUUCCAAAUUGAUGAGAUCUUUAGGGUAACCGACGUUGGUCCCGUUGUGGGCGGCCUGCUGGUACAGGGCGUGCUCACCGAAAAUAUGCCCAUGAAAAUUGGACCACUGCCGGAUGGCAGCUUUCAUGCAGUCACCGUUCAUACCAUACAUCGCAACAAGGCGCCAUGUCGAGUGGUGCGCGCUGGCCAAAGUGCGUCCCUAUCGUUUACGCCAACCCAGGAGCUGCCAUCGCUGCGCAGCGGCAUGGUGCUGUUGGGUGACUCCGGCAACCUUGACGAACCGUAUGGCACUUAUUUCUUUCAGGCCAAGGUCUCGGUGCUGUUCCAUGCAACAGCGAUUUAUGUGGGCUUUCAGACCACGGUGCACAUCGGUAGUAUACGCCAGACGGCUGUUAUACGUGGCAUAAUGGGCGGUGAGAAACUGGGCACCAAUGACUCAGCGUCUGUAAUGUUUGAGUUCGUUGGACAUCCGGAGUAUGUGCGACCCGGCAUGCGCAUACUGUUCCGCGAGGGCAUGUCUAGCAAGGGCAUAGGCGUGGUCACCCAAGUAUUUCCCGUUAACAAGACACGCACGAAGUAGAGCAGCCUUUCUUCUACCUGGAACAUAGACGGGCGACUGGCCAGUGGACAGCUUAAUACUUAUUAAUGCUUAUCAAUAUAUCUCAAUACGGAUAACAUAUGUAGACAUGUACAUAUUAUUUACAACUAGAGUUUAGAAAUUUCGAUUUGUAGCAGAUCUUCUUUACAUUUAGUUUCGAGUUCUGUGAUUUUUAUUUUAAGCUCAAUUCCUCCAGUAUAUAAACACAGUUACGGAUUAACUGAUUCAUUAGACAAUGCAAUUUCAAAUUGAAAAUAAUGUACGAAUUUUAAUUUUGCCCACGAAUACUUAAUAAAAACUAGACGAUAAUAUACUCCACAAA
This is a messenger RNA of Drosophila montana, 2511 nucleotides long. RefSeq names its product GTP-binding protein 2. Bases 297 to 2171 code for a protein of 624 amino acids. The transcript has 4 exons. Gene Ontology annotation, biological process: translational elongation. Gene Ontology annotation, molecular function: GTPase activity; GTP binding; translation elongation factor activity. The record is from RefSeq and is a predicted model, not a curated record. Lineage: Eukaryota; Metazoa; Arthropoda; Insecta; Diptera; Drosophilidae.